Bursaphelenchus okinawaensis is the source of this 10162-nucleotide messenger RNA. The record is from the annotation of a GenBank genome assembly. Lineage: Eukaryota; Metazoa; Nematoda; Chromadorea; Rhabditida; Aphelenchoididae.
AUGCAACAACGAAUAGAUAGAUGGCUCCUUUGGCCGUUCAUAGCACAAUUACUCUUCCUACAACCAAUUACCUCACAACCACCUCAAUUUGCACCGGUCGAUUCAGCAGGCGUGAAUCCGACCCAAAUCUGGCUUCCAGAGAAGUCACCAUUAGAUCUGAAAUGUCCUGUAACUUCGAAAGUAACUCAAGUUCAGUGGUAUAAGGAUGGCAAGAAAAUCCUGGGAGAGUCAGCUUCAUUCUUUGAUCUGACCUCGAUCUUCAGAGAGGAUUCUGGAAUCUACCAAUGCUUGGCUUCGAAUCCAAAAGGAGCGGCCUUUUCCUGGGGAAUGAAUGUCACCGUGGGCUACAUUGAUGGGUUCGAUGCUACUACGGAGACUUCGGAAUGGUUGGUUAAGGACCUGAAAAGCUUCGUCAUUAGGCCACCUACUAUCAAGGCUAGCCCAAAUUCAGGACUAAGUUGGAGGUGGUUUGUUGAUGAUGAAGAGGUAAGUUAAAAUCAUUUGUUUAAAGUUUAUUCAAAUAAUUCUGUGCCCCAAACCUCAAAAUUUGCUUUGAGAGGGGGCACAGAAUUAUUUGAACAACAUAAUAUUUAAAAAACUUAAAUAAAAUUUUUUGAAUAAAUUUUUAAAACCACAAACCUUCAGAUCUUCACUAACGACAACUACUACAUUACCUCAACCGGCGUCCUCGUAGCCAUCAACCCCAAGCACAACAUGUUCAACUACCGAGUUCAAGUCCGCGACUUCAACUCUCGUAUAUACCUCCACUCUUACAUAGUAAAACCCGAUCCAACCUCGUUGGUCAGAGAAUCUAAACUCCAAAUCCUGUACGGUCCCUCAGAUCAAGUCUUGAUCGCUGGCCGUGCCAAGCCAGUCUCUUUAAGAUCAACUGGACCUGACCUCCUAGAAUCUGCCGUUUUCGAGUGUGUACCAUCGUAUCUUGGUAUUCUACCACCGGAAAUCAAAUGGUAUAUUGAUAACGAUGAAGUUGUACAGGAAGUAAAUGGAAUUCACAUUGAAAAGUCGGGCAGACGGCUGGUUAUCUACCCCAAUUCACAAUUUUUCGGCCCAAAAUCUCACUCGGCUCAGGUGAAAUGUGAAGUCAAAAGCGGAGAUGAUGUAUAUACAGAGUAUGCUUCUGCUAAAUUGACUUAUCUUGAAGCUCCCAAGGUGGAUUUAGGUCAGGUUCCGGAAAAUCGACCAGUUUUGCGAGGAGAAAACGUCAGAUUGAGUUGUCCGACCGAAAAAGGAUGGCCGAGACCAAAGGUCAUUUGGUAUCAUAAUGGACAGUUGGUAUGUUGAUCUGAAAUUAAAAAAAAAUAAAAAAAAAUAUCUGAAACUUACGCCUCAUCUCAUUUUUACCUUAUUUUUCCCAAUUUUACAUAAAAAGUCUUCCUGCAGCCUGCGCAGCGUGGGCGCAAUUCGCUUUUACCAGUAAAUCUGGUUUUCUUUGAAAAAAUUGUAAAAUUUGGGAGUUUUUGGCGAAAAUCCCUACUAAAAUGGAUACAAAAUUUACCUUUUCUAUCUAAACUAUCUUUAGAUAUUUGUUUUGUAUUAUUAAUUUACGAAUUACAGGUGGAAAACGCUCCAAACGUGCUCAAACUCUCAAAAAUCACGGAAACCGACUAUGGUGUAUAUCAAUGUUCAGUUAGAAACGUCGCCGGAACUGAUUUGGCUACUAUUUAUGUUCAUGAACCUGGUAAGAAACGAAAUUUUAAAAAUAUUUGAAGUUUUGUUUUUGUCACCUAAAAUUUUGUUUUGGGACGAUAUUUGGAGUUUAGGUAACAACCAAGUUUACAAUUGGGAUGUUAGACAUCAUAAGGUUAAAUUGAAGCUUUUUAAGGUAUUAAAGUGGUUUUAAAGGUAAAAAAAAAAUAAUUUUUCAACUUUUAGACGACAAAAUGUUUGUUCGCGCAGCCGAUGACAUGCCCAAAUUUGAUUUUCAAGAAAAACCAGAUGAUGUUUUUACAAAACCUGGCAAGAACGUCAUCUUCACAUGUAAAACAACAGAUCCACACAACAAUCGAAUUACCUGGAGGUUUAAUGAUGAAGCUUUGUUGAUGGAAAACCCUCGAAUCAAUACCAAUUUGAGCUCCUUGGUGAUUCAGAAUACCCAAAAAGAGGAUUCUGGAGUCUACACUUGCGUCGCUACGAAUCCACAAGGUCAAGUCAUACGAGCAUCAGCUAAUUUGGAUGUUACUGGCUCUCAGCUGGUUGAAUUGGGACCUUCUAAUCAGUCGCUUUUGAUCGGGACCAAUGUUCAGAUGCCUUGUAGGAUAUCGGAAGAAGCUUUGGCUAGAGGAAAGGCAGAAACAAGGUGGUCGAAAAAUGUAAGUCUUUGAAAGAUAAGAUAAUGGGGCAUCUUUUUGGCUAAAUCUGUCAUUUUGGUUCUACUAUAACAUUUAAAAAUCUUCGAAAAUUAUAAAUUUUUAACUUUUUUUGAUGUUUUAGUCUUUUUUACUGUUUUCACGCUGAUUACCUUCGUAAAACUUAAUGAAAUUGUACUGCUUUUUGAAACAUUACAACGUAAAACGUAAUUAAAUUGUAAUAUCUUUAACUUUACGUAUUUUACUUGACCUCUAUGUCAAUAUAAGCCUCAUAAAACUGCUUCUGUUGUCAUAUAAAAGAAAAUUAAAGGCCUUUGCUGGCCGGAAAUGUCAAGAAUGCGCGACUUUGGGCCUGCGUCAUGACCUUUUCGUGAUGUUUUAGAUCCCUCUUCACUUUUAGAGGUCUUUGUCAUAUUGUUUUAGAGGCUUUUGGCUUGUCAAAAUGGUGAUUUUUGAUAAGACAGAGAAUUUAUUGAAGAAAGUAUUAGAAUAACUGCUACAAAAAAUCUUGAAAAAUCUAUUGAAAUGUCUUUUUGAGGGUUAUCCUUGUCUUCCUUUUGCAAAUUUUAUCCUUCUUUCCUCCUCCUCUCCUUUUUUUUCCAAAAUGUCAUGCCAAAGUCAACAUUGCCCUGAAAUCCGUCUUUCAAUAGCCAAUGUCCAUUCAUCUUGGCCUUUCAUUUUGAUGAGAAUUUCAAAUUAAAACAAACGCAAACAUUUAAUUUGGCCAAUGUUUAGGGCCAAUUAAUACCGAAUUCGGGGGACCCAAUGCGCCGGGUCACUAUCGACGACCAAGGCCAACUCAACAUCAACCAGGUCGGACCGGACAAUAUUGGGUUGUACAAGUGUACUGUAACAAGUGGAAUGGAGGAGGAGAGUGUGGAGGCCUAUCUUCAGAUCAUACGUAAUAUUUUGGGGUUGAAAAUGAAAAAUGGAGAUAUAAUUAUGAAAAAUGGCAUAAAAAGCAUGAAAAUAUGAAAAAAAAUGUUACACUAGAGCUGUCAUAGCUCUGCCUGAUUUAAAAAGGUUACACGAGGGCUAUUUAGCUAUACCUUAUAUUAAAAGGUUACGCUGAAGCUACUCUAGCUUUACCUUAUCUAAAAAGGUUACCUUGGUUUUACCAGCAUCAAUAUAGUUUUACUAAACCCUUUUUAUACCAAGAUUUCAAAAAAAUUUUAAAUUUAAAAAUUCAAAAAAAUAAAAAAAAAACCUUUUUCAAUUACAGAGCGACCUGGAAUGCCAGUAAAUGUCCAAGCCCACCUUAUAAACGACACCUUACCUGCUAAAAUACGCGUUUCAUGGCAGCCGGGCUUUGAUGGUAACUCCCCAAUCAUCAAACACGCUAUUGAAAUGCGAUCCUUUGGCAGUUCCGGCCUUUGGAACGAUUGGGAAACAGUGGUAGACAAUGUGAACACCGAAUCUUGUUGUUCAGUGUUCAUCGACAACAUACGACCAUCUUCAACAACCGAGUUUCGUGUGGUUGCCUACAACGUUCAUGGACAUGGCAAACCCUCGUUAUCAUCCAUGAACAUUACCAUGCCUCAAUCACCACCAGCCGCUAGUCCACGAUCUGUGGCGGCCAGUCCGAGGUCUUCGAAUUCAGUGAUGGUACAAUGGCAUCCACCUCCGGCUGAUCAGUGGAAUGGAGAUAUAUUGGGGUACAACAUUAGGUAUAGGCUGGCUGGAUACAAUUUGCAAUGGCAGGAGAAGAACCUGAGCAAGCCUGAUGCUAGGAAUGAUUUGCUGGAGAAUUUGAUCACUUGGCAGUUGUAUGAAGUUCAAGUGGCGGCUUAUAACAAUAGAGGGCUGGGGGUUUACAGCAAACCUAUUGAGGUUCAGUCGUUGGAAGGAAGUAAGUUUUAAAUGAAUUACUGUAUAUAACCAAGUCAUUUUACAUUAUAAGUUAAAUAUUUAAGUUUCUCAUAUAAUGUUUGGCACUUCUAUUAAUAUAAAAACAUAUUUUAGCUCCAAUGGAAUCACCACACAAUGUUCAGGUAUCAGUUCAGAGUUCGACCGAAGUUUUGGUUGAAUUUGAUCCGGUAGAUCAACAAAUGAUACCUGGAGUCAACCAGGGUUACAAGGUAAUAGUUUAUACUCACUUGUGGGCCAUUUGCAAUUUUAAACAAUUUUAGCAUGACUUUUUUGUGAGUAAAAUUACGAAAAAAAAGGAUUUUUAGGGAAUUUUUCACUUUUUCUAAAUAAAAAGCUGUUUAAAUGGGGAAACAAGUAUUGAAAGCUAACUUUCAUGAUUAUAUGUUAUUUAGAAAGUAUUUAAAAUCUAAUUUUAAAAUGCAUGAGUUAGUCAGUCGUAUUUUACAUCUAAAUUUCCAGAUUGAAUUCUGGAAAGACAAAGUUGGAGGCAAAAAGUAUCGUACGGUGCAAGUGAAUCCAGAUCAAAGCCGUCUUCGUGCCAAUAUAAAUGAAUUGGAAAAGUUUGGUCAUUACAAUGUUACAGUACUCUGUUUCACAAGUGCUGGAGAUGGUCCUCGAAGUGAUGCGAUUGAAGUUGUGACAGAAGAAGACGUUCCAGGACCUGUGCCUUCAGUUUCGUUUGAUCAAGUCCAGUUUAGUUCAGUCGUUGUCCAAUGGGAAGCUCCGGUCGAGCCUAAUGGGGUUCUUAUCAGUAAGUUAAUAUCUAUGGUCUAAGGGUAAAAAAUUUUGUUUUUUGCUGAAACUAUUCUUUUUUAUAGGUUACUGUAACUUUUUUAAGUAUACUCACUAAAAAUUAUAUUAUUCAUUCUCACAACAAUAAUCAUUUAGAAUACAUUCUCCGCCACUGGGAAACCACAAAGCCAGAUGACAAGCAUGCGAUCGAAGUCACGGCUGACCAAAGCAACAUCACCGUGGAAGGCUUAAAGGCUUCUACUCAAUAUUCCGUAGAUAUUCAAGCCCUAACUAAAGUUGGCGCUUCACCUCGAACUGAAGCCAAAUUUGAAUCCGGAGUACCACCAGAGCUGCCAGGACGUCCAUCUUCACUCACAGUAUCUGAUGUUGGUCCGAGAAGUGCUGUACUUCAAUUCAUACCAGGCUUUGAUGGUCAUUCUUAUAUCAAAAAGUGGAUAGUCGAAGCCAAAGUCGGAACUUCUACCGUAUUCUCACAGAUCUUCAACAUCAGUUCGCCAAAAGCGAGAAGUUUCACCGUGACAAAGCUUCGGCCCUUUACGAAAUAUCAAUUUAGAUUGAUUGCGGAGAACAUCCGAGGUCGUGGAGCUCCAUCCGAACCCAGCAGAUUCUUUGAAACACAGGCUACGGAACCAGAAGGUCCCCCGGAGAAAGUGUACGCUGAGCCGGUAGCGGACGAUCGGAUUCAGAUCGUGUGGACACCGUUAUUGCCAACUCAUUGGAACGGCGAACCAAGAGGUUAUGUCAUCAGCUACAGAGCGAUGAAGCCAACGAAGUUGGGCGGGAAGAGUGGAGAGAGCAGGCUACAGAUGGCUAACGAUAGAAUACAGAAUCCUUCAAGUAAUGCGAACGAUGAAUGGAAUAUCGUACGCACGGUAAACCACAAAGCCGGGGAGAUCACCCUACUCAACUUGGAACCUUUCACAACAUAUCAAAUCAAAAUGGCAUCAAAAAACUCGUUCGGCUCAAGCGAAACAUCCUCAACCAUCACAGUCACAACAUACGAAGCCACUCCUUCAGAAGGCCCAGAGGGCGUGUUGGUCGAUCUUCAUCAAAGCACGGUCAGAAUCCAAUGGGAUGAUGUGACACUGGAAAGCCGAAACGGCAUACUGGAAGGAUAUCACGUUAGACUAGUCCCUGAGGACCAAAAGCUUCGUUUACAGUACAGUAAAGAUGCCUACGUACCUAGUGCUGAUACCAAGGUGACAUACUUCCAAACAAGAGAUCUACGACCAUUCACGGCUUACAGAGUAUUCGUAUCGGCUUACAAUUUGGUUGGAGAAGGUCCAUCUUCCACCGAAAGUCCACUGAUUCAUACCCCAGCUGACGUACCAGAAGCACCAAUCAGCGUCAAGUUCAGUAAGGUGAGCAACAACAGCUUGAUCAUGAACUGGGAAGCCCCCCUCAACCCAAAUGGCAUCAUUACCAACUAUGUCCUCAGGCAUUGGAAAGCCAUCAAAGGAGAGGAGAGUGCCGUAUCGACAGUACUACCUCACAGUAUCUACCAGUUCUCGGCCGCUAGCCUCACCCCUAAUACGAACUACAUCUUUGGCAUCAAAGCUCAGUCUGAAGUUGGAGUAAGCAAAGAGGUACAGCUGAGUGUGAUAACGACCGAUAGGGACCUACCAUUGCCUACACCCAAAUCACCUGUAGUUAAAAUGUCAGAUGCUGCCAGUUCUGAUGCCUUAUGGUGGUAUUUGACGAUACCAGAGGGAGAAGGCCAAGUGAGGGAGGUGGAAGUCGAGUAUCAGAGGAAGAAUCAGGAUUUGUGGGUGAGGAUGAAGAGGAAUGUGUUGGCUUCUGAGAACAAGUUCAAGUUGAAUGAGUAAGGAUUUUGAUAUUGUUUUAGUUAAAGGUUUAUUUAUGUUAGCGUAUUUUACUCUACUGUUUCAUAACAUCCUAUCUUAACAUGGCCUACACUGCCUUCCUCUACCCUUAUUAACCUUGUCUACCUUAUCCUAUCACAUAAUCUUACCCAUCUUCAGCCUCAUCCCAAACAUGGAAUACCGAACCCGAGUCCGCUACGUCGGCGACAAAGCUACAACAACAUGGUCAUCCGAAUCCGACUGGUCGAAAACUCAAGGUGCUCCACCAAAAUCAGGACCACUGAAUGUUAAAGCCAAACCUUAUGAAUCCUCCUCGAUCCUAUUGGAAUGGACUCCAAUCGACGAGCUGGAAUGGAAUGCAGAUCAAAUUGGAUAUAAGAUAUUGUACAGGGUAUAUCAGAGCAAUAACACCUUCCUGAGUGAGACGCUGCCUUUGGUGGAGAGGAAUUCGGACGAUGGUGUGGUUAGACAUGUUAUUCACAAGUUGGCUAGGUGAGUUUGGUGGGGACGAUGGUAAAAUAAUUCAAAUUUUCGUUAUAAUUUUUUGACAUUUCGUUAUCGGAAAAAUAAAAGUUGGUUUUAACGAUAACAGAAUCUUACUAUAAAACAAUACACCUAAAAUAAUCACAAUUCCUUUCAGUUUCCACCACUACAUAGUCCAAGUGCAAAGCUACAACAAGUUCGGCACCUCCCAACCCUCGAAACCUCCAGCCUUUGUCUAUGUCGGCUACUCGAUCCCAAAACAAGACAUCAAAGACCUAAAAGCCGACCCAACUUCAAGCACAUCGAUGGAAAUUCAAUGGAGACCGUGGGAGAACAGCGACGACGAUGUCAUCUCCGGCUACCGUGUACGGUACGCUCCUAUCGUCAGCUCAAUGUCGGCCGAAGUGGCAGAAGAAGCGGAAGGCGGAGAGAAUCUGGAGGAGAUCAUUGUCACCGAGAACAAUAGUGUCUUACUGACAGAUUUGAGGAAAUACACCGAGUAUCAGAUCUCUGUAGCCGGCUACAACCGUGCAGGCGACGGUCAGUCGGCUAUAGUACGUACACGAACUUUGGAAGACACUCCAGGAGCUGUUGGUGAACUAGAAUUCAGCGAUAUUCUCCUAGAUUCAGUCAACGUCUCGUGGACUCCACCUCAACAAUCCAACGGACGUAUCAUCGGCUACUCUGUAACCUACCGUACCUACAAAUUCUCCGAAGACUUCCGCAAAGAAAUUCAAGAAAAAACAACCCUACCGUACCUGCUAGCCAGUAGUUUGGAGGAGAAUACGACCUACUCAUUCACGGUACAAGCUAGAACAUCAGUUGGACUGGGAGUACCAGUAUCUAGUAAUGUGACCAUUGGCUACAAUCGAGGUGCUCCAGGUGCACCAACCAAGCCGAUUGUCUUGCCAGAACAGUCCAGUUUCUUGAUGAAGUGGACUGAUGGACCGGCUGGUAAUACCCCAAUCAAAGGCUAUGUUAUACAAGCUAAACGGAUUGGCGUAGCUUAUGAUGAAGUUAAUAACACACAAUCUACUACAGCUAGACGGAAGAGGCAGUUUGAGGAUUUGAAUAAGAGCUUCACUGUUAAAGAUGAUAACGAUUCAAGAACGAAACGAGCACUAAUAGACACUGAUCCUUAUCGUCCUCAACAUCAGAUCGGCGAAUGGGUAACGAUAUCGAAUGUGCUGGGGAAAGACAACGAAUACCGUGUUAGCUACAGACAACUAGAGCCUAGUAGCUUCUACGUUUUCCGGUUAUUCGCCAGAAACAACUUGGGCAUCGGAUUGCCUUCAGAAGCUUCAGAUCAACUUCAUGUGCCAGGUAAGACAAGGUUAAUAUGAUUCUGAAUGUUUUUUGGCUUUUGAAGAGGUUAAAUUAUGUUUUUCGGAUUCUGAAGUUAAAAUAUAGUGCAGGGAAGGUAUUUUUGACGGCUGAAACACUAUGCCAAUUUUGGGGGGAAAACGUAAAUUUAAAAUUUUGAGCUGAUAAUACAGGCUUAUAAGUGAAGUAUAAUUAAAAGAAGUCUAAAACUGGUAUUUUAACUACCUGAAGUCCAGUAAAAAUCUAAAUAAUAUUGUUUUAGCCUCAAUUCCGGACGACCCCAUCUACACCCAAACCUGGUUCUUAAUAGUCGUGGCUUUAGUCAUAGUAAUCAUUGUCAUGUUCUUCAUUGGCCUUUUAUGUUUGGUCAACUCAAGUUCGGGCAAAAAGGAGGAAAAACCAGACAUGUAUGAUACUCAUCAGCUUGCCGAUGGCUUUGUGGUCUCUUAUGCUCCACAAAAUAAAAGCAAAAGGUACGGUUUUAUAUUAUUAUAGUAGUAACAGGUUCGAAAUUUGAAAAAAAUGAUAGAUCAAAGAAGAAAAUGGAGUUUAAAAUGAAAAAAAUGCACUAAAUGCUAAAGACCUUCAUGAAAAAGUGACAAAAACGUAAAUGUUAGGCCUAAUUUUACAUUUUUUAAUACUAAAAACCAUUAAUCCUUCAAUUUUCAGCCCAGAAGAUCGUCCCCAAACCCACACCUCCUGGUUAUCCAACGAGAAUCUUCGAAACAACGAGGCCCCUUACGGCUCGCUAGCUUCUGGCCUCAAUAACCGCCAAAAUCUGUACGGAUCCAACAGCGUUUACCACGCCCUAGCCACCGACACCGUGCCAGAAGUCCACCGUAACAGUAAACCCAUAAAAGCCGUGAAUCCGUACGCUUCUAAGUCUCAACUCAACAUCUCUCCUCGAGCCAACAAUUACUGGGCCAAACCACCGGUUCAGGUGGAUAUUGGACCGUAUGGGACCAGGGUUUUGAACGAAGAUCCCAUCGCCAUUGACGCGACAGAUGAUGCCGAAGUUCAAGCUGAGAAGUCGUUCGCCGGACAUUACCAAAGUAAUCCACAGGAAGAAAACUACCGAGCGACGUGGAAGCGGGGAAGAGAUGCCGAGAGGCAGAGAAUGCAAAGUGGGCAGAGGUUUGCUACUAACAGUCAUUCGCCAGUGUACCUUUUGCCAAAUAGGCCGGAUUCAGAGGCUACGAAUGAUACUGGGCAUAGCGGUAAGUUUUCUAAUUUUUUUGUGCGGGGUAUUUGGGGGAGGGGGGGGACAAUUUUUUUCAAUUUUUACCGUAGGUCUACGAAAAUAGCAAGUGUCACUUUUACUAAAAAAAAUUUGGGGGGGGGGUGAAUUUAAAUUUUUUUCCAAAAUUAAUCCUCCCCUCCCCACCACCCUUGGUCAUGACUUAAAAUCCUUCAGCUAAAACUAUAAAUCAUGUAAAACCCAAUACUUCAGGUUCCGACGACCGCAACCCCUCCUCACUGAACAGUAACCGCGACUACGACGUGGGCGGUAUCAACCUUCGCUCCGACUUCACCUCACCCAAACAUCAAACCUUCAAUCCAAACGGAUUGUCGUCUUUCGUUUAA